Messenger RNA from Aspergillus tanneri, 1095 nucleotides. RefSeq lists its product as uncharacterized. Bases 1 to 1095 code for a protein of 364 amino acids. The record is from RefSeq and is a predicted model, not a curated record. The transcript is spliced from 3 exons. Lineage: Eukaryota; Fungi; Ascomycota; Eurotiomycetes; Eurotiales; Aspergillaceae.
AUGGUGCAUCCUAUGAAGGAGUGUUUGGACGCGCGUGGCUUGCAUCAAAAAAGCCGUGAUCGCGAGUUCACCACGUUUCUUGACUUGAAAAGCGACUAUCAUCACGAGUUUAUCAAUCGUCUGCGGGAACACGUCCAGAUCAACGGAUACCAGUGGGGAGAUGUCGAGAGAUCCGUGGUGGAGAGAGAAGCCUGUGCUUCGAGCUUUGUGGAAACCUGGGGUAAGCUUUACUGGGGUACCGAGUCCAACCGUCAGCAGCACCUGCUCCAGGAGUCAUUGGAUGAUCCCAGGCAUCUCUGUGUGUAUCCCGAUCGGAGGAAAGAGAUUGUUCGGGCCAUUAUGAUUCUUUUGGAGCGAAAAGCGAAAGGCGUCACCAGGAAUCAGGCAAGACAGUCGCUGGGGUCUACUGAGACGCCGUCAGCGGCCGCUGCUCGACAUGUUCCAGCUCCUUCGCCCAUGCCCAACUUAUCUCAGGGAGGCAAGGACAACAAAGCGAAGAGAAGAAGGUCCGAUGAUUCUGACCAAUCGUCUUUCGUCUUGGAUGAUGAGCCAAAACGCCUCAAGCCUCAACGUGUCUCUAAUAUACGACCAUUUCGCUCGAUUAUUGAUCUCCGAGGGGAGGGAGCCAAACAGAGCAAACCGAGUGCAGCAGCCCACGUAGCAGCGCCUGCGGUGAAGAAUUGUGCCAAGGCCAAAGAGAUCAAUUCCAUGAGCGAUACUAAAUUCUUGGUGACUUCCUCCAAUCAGUCGGGUAUGGCACCGAUCUGGAUUCCCUUCCAGGAUUUCCAGACGGCGUCUAGCUUCAUUUCCCACAUUGCUGAUGAAUGCACUUUAAGAUACUGGGACAGCCAUAUCAAGGCGCUCUCGAACUGGCAGGGAGAUACGCCUUUGCCGGCAGCAGUGGCGGCUUCUGUGAAGUUUGAAUGGUCCGACUUUGAAAUCCGUAUUCGUCCAGGAAAGGACCAGGAUUGGGCCUUCUUCAUGGAAGCGCUCCAGAGAGCAUGGAAGCACAAGAGUGAAGACCCCGAUGGAGGCCAUGGUCCACUUUUCAAAAUCUACGUGAUACUUCAUGUCAUGGAUAAAAGAGUUUCGUGA